AUGAAUGGAAAAACACAUUUAGAAGAUUUAUCAAAUGAAAUAUUCUUUGAAAUAUUUGAUUAUUUACAUAUGCUUCAUACAUUUACUGGUUUUACGUUAUUAAAUAAACGAAUAUCAAAUAUUUUAAAAUCAAUUCCACUUCAUAUGGUUAUUUCAUUUGGAAAUUUUCGCCAACAAAUUAAUUUUCUUUUGUCUCAUUUAACUUUUCAUGAAGAUCAAGUUAUUUCAAUAAAUAUUUUUGAUAGAAUUCGUGAUCUUAAUAAACUUGUUAUACUUGAAAUAUUUCAACCAGACCGCUUAGAUUUAAAUAAAAAUAAUAAUGAUGAAUUAACUUGA
Molecule: messenger RNA, 336 nt
Organism: Rotaria socialis
Lineage: Eukaryota; Metazoa; Rotifera; Eurotatoria; Philodinida; Philodinidae
Source: the annotation of a GenBank genome assembly